Molecule: messenger RNA, 4415 nt
Organism: Amborella trichopoda
Lineage: Eukaryota; Viridiplantae; Streptophyta; Magnoliopsida; Amborellales; Amborellaceae
Product: metal ion-binding protein
Source: RefSeq, a predicted model, not a curated record
AUUAAAGCUUUCCUUUUAGAGCUUGUCUUCUUUCCUCUGUAGUUUCCUCUUUAUUUGAUCUACUAAUUAGGGUUUGUGGUUUAACCAACUUAAGUUCUUCUGUAAAACGGUUGCAGGCGUUUCUCUAGAGAGGUUAGAGGGCUAAAAGCUGUUUUGGAUGGUUGAGGAUCCUGACUAGAGGAUCUUUGCAGUAUUUAUUGGAAAAUUUCAGGAAUUGGGUUUCUAAUAUGGAGCUGUGGUAAUGGAGUUUCUUGGAAUUUUGCUGGAACGCGUCUCUUGUUUUCAGGAUGAGGCUUGAUGAUUAGCUUGUCAUAUGGUAUCGUAUUCGUACCAUGCAAGAGAUUUAGAACCAGAAAGUCAAUAGUUAUCCAGGAUUGGGGUUCAAUGAAGAUGUCGAGUCCGAAAGAGCCUGAACAUGUGAUGAACUACCGAGGCGGUUUGGUGUUGGGUAAGAAGACAAUAUUGAAGAGUGACCACUUUCCUGGGUGCCAAAACAAACGGUUGCAACCCCAUAUCGAAGGUGCACCCAAUUAUAGACAGGCGGGUUCAUUACCUGUUCAUGGUGUAGCCAUUCCAACCAUUGAUGGAAUUCGAAAUGUACUCGAUCAUAUUGGAGCACAGAAGGAUGGGAAGAAAACAAGAGUGCUGUGGCAUAACCUUCGUGAGGAACCAGUGGUGUACAUUAAUGGGCGCCCUUUUGUUUUGCGCGACAUAGAAAGACCAUUCUCCAAUCUUGAGUACACGGGAAUCGACAGGGUUAGGGUUGAGCAAAUGGAGGCUCGUUUGAAAGAAGAUAUAAUACAAGAAGCUGCACGAUAUGGAAAUAAGAUCCUUGUAACUGAUGAACUGCUGGACGGCCAGAUGGUGGACCAGUGGGAGCCAGUUGCCCAAGAUUCGGUUAAGACGCCUUUGGAGGUUUACGAAGAGCUACAGGUGGAAGGUUACCAUGUUGAUUUUGGGCGUGUUCCUAUCACAGAUGAAAAAUCUCCCAAAGAGCGAGAUUUUGAUAUUUUGGUGUAUAAAAUUUCUCAAUCAGAUUUAAAUACAGAAAUAAUUUUUAAUUGUCAAAUGGGGCGUGGUCGGACCACUACAGGAAUGGUGAUUGCGACCCUGGUCUACCUUAAUCGUAUUGGGUCAUCGGCUAUUCCUAGGACAAAUUCUAUUGGAAAAGUUUUGGAUGCCAAAGCUGACGUGAGUGAUGAAAUGCCCAAUUCUGAGGAAGCGAUGCGUAGAGGUGAAUAUACCGUCAUAAGAAGCUUGAUUCGAGUCUUAGAGGGAGGAGUUGAGGGCAAAAGACAAGUGGAUAAGGUCAUUGACAAAUGUUCCACCAUGCAGAACUUACGAGAAGCUAUCGCUACUUACCGGAAUAAUAUCCUGCGUCAAGCUGAUGAGAUGAAGAGGGAGGCAUCACUUUCUUUUUUUGUUGAGUACUUGGAGCGUUACUACUUCCUUAUUUGUUUUGCUGUUUAUAUUCAUACAGAAAGAGCAGCCCUUCGACCUAGUCCAUCUAGUCAAGGCACUUUUGCAGACUGGAUGAGAGCUAGGCCUGAACUUUAUAGCAUACUUCGUAGAUUGCUUAGGAGGGAUCCAAUGGGCGCUUUGGGUUAUGCAAGUGCAGAGCCAUCUUUAAUGAAAAUCGCAGCAUCUGUCGAUGGUCGUCCACUUGACAUGGAUACUGUUGCAGCUAUGAGGAAUGGAGAAGUUCUUGGAAGGCAAACUGUUUUGAAAAGUGAUCACUGUCCAGGUUGCCAAAGUGCAACUCUACCAGAAAGAGUGGAUGGUGCGCCAAAUUUCAGGGAAGUUCCUGGAUUUCCUGUUUAUGGUGUUGCCAACCCAGCCAUUGAUGGCAUACAUGCUGUUCUUCAAAGAAUAGGAGGUUCUCAAGGGGGUCGCCCAGUUUUAUGGCAAAAUAUGAGAGAAGAACCAGUUGUUUACAUUAAUGGAAAACCGUUUGUCCUUCGUGAGGUGGAAAGGCCAUACAAAAAUAUGUUGGAGUACACGGGAAUAGAUUGUGAGAGAGUGGAAAAGAUGGAAGCGCGCUUGAAAGAGGACAUUUUAAGGGAGGCAGAACGCUAUUCUGGUGCCAUAAUGGUCAUUCAUGAAACUAAUGAUGGCCAAAUAUUUGAUGCUUGGGAACAUGUAAAUGCAGGAGGUGUUCAGACACCUUUGGAGGUCUAUAGAUGCUUGGAAUCUGAGGGUUUCCCCUUGAAGUAUGCUCGUAUUCCUGUAACUGAUGGUAAAGCUCCCCAAAGUUCUGAUUUUGACUCGCUGGCCUUAAAUAUUGCCUCUGCUUCCAGUAAUACUGCUUUUGUUUUCAACUGCCAGAUGGGAAGGGGACGAACAACAACAGGUACCGUAAUAGCUUGCCUUGUCAAACUUCGAAUUGAUCAUGGAAGACCCCUUACGUUGCAACAUCUAGAUAUAUCCACCGAUGAGUUAGGAAGCGGCUUUUCAAGUAGUGAUGAAGCAGGAACUGAAAGUGCAGAAGCUUCAACUGCACAUUCAAGGGCCGAAGGUGGACAAGAGGCGCAUCACACUUAUGGAAUUGAUGAUAUCUUGUUAUUGAGAAAAGUAACAAGGUUGUUUGAUAAUGGAGUUGAAAGUAGGGAGGCUCUGGAUGCCAUAAUUGAUAGAUGUUCAGCAAUGCAAAACAUACGUGAAGCUGUUCUUCAGUACAGGAAGGUCUUUAAUCAGCAACAUGUAGAACCAAGGGUCAGGAGGCUUGCUUUAAAUCGUGGUGCUGAGUAUUUGGAGCGCUACUUUCGGUUGAUUGCUUUCGCAGCAUAUCUUGGAAGUGAAGCAUUUGAUGGCUUCUGUGGACAAGGAGAAACUAGGGUCACAUUUAAAACUUGGUUACAUAGGAGGCCAGAGGUUAAAGAAAUGAAAUGGAGCAUAAGGUUAAGACCUGGGAGAUUUUUCACUGCCCGGGAGUCAAAGAUGCCAUCUGAGUCUUAUCAUGGUGAUGCAGUUAUGGAAGCUAUUGUAAAAGCUCGAAAUGGUUCUGUUUUAGGAAAGCGUUCAAUUUUGAAGAUGUAUUUCUUCCCUGGUCAGAUAACUUCCAGCUUUUUUCAUGUCCCUGGCGCACCACAUGUUUACAAGGUCGAUGGCUACCUUGUCUAUAGCAUGGCAACCCCAACGGUCGAUGGGGCGAAAGAAAUGCUUAUGCAUUUGCAUGCUAUACCUGUUGGAGUAGAUACCAUUGCUCAGAAAGUGAUCUUGACUGAUCUGAGAGAGGAAGCAGUUGUUUACAUUAAAGGCACUCCCUUUGUCUUAAGAGAGUUGGAUCAACCAGUAGAUACGCUCAAGCAUGUUGGAAUCACUGGGCCAGCGGUUGAGCACAUGGAAGCUCGUUUAAAAGAAGAUAUCCUUGCUGAAGUAACACAAUCUGUUGGUAAAAUGCUUUUGCAUCGGGAAGAAUUCAAUCCAGUGUCAAAUGAAUCCAACAUCAUCGGUUACUGGGAGAACAUUUCAGUCGAUGAUGUGAAGACUCCUGCUGAAGUAUAUACUGCUUUGAGAAAUGAAGGCUAUAAUAUUGAUUAUAGAAGGAUACCACUAACUAGAGAGAGAGAAGCAUUAGCUACAGAUAUUGAUGCAAUUCAGUUUCGCAAGAAUAACUCUGCAGAGCACUACCUGUUUGUCUCACACACAGGAUUUGGAGGAGUUGCUUAUGCAAUGGGUAUUACUUGUCUGAGACUUAAUGCUGAAGCAGAAAUGACAUUGAAUAACACAUCAGCACUGCCUAGUCCAGCACAUAAUCAAUCAAUAACAUACGACGACGUCUCCAUCUCUUCGGUUCCAGAUGAAGAAGAAGCAUUUAAACAGGGAGAGUACAGGGACAUAUUGAGUCUUAUUAGAGUUCUAAUCUAUGGUCCCAAGUGCAAAGAGGAAGUUGAUACAGUUAUUGAUAGGUGUGCAGGUGCUGGACACCUCCGCAAUGAUAUUCUUUACUACAAGAAGAAACUAGAGAAAUCUGCCCACCUUGAUGAAGAGAGUCGGUCAUAUCUUAUGGAUAUGGGCAUUAAAGCUUUAAGGCGAUACUUUUACUUAAUUACAUUCAGGUCCUACCUCUACAGUACGUUAAGUGGGAAUACAAACACGAAUGAUGCUGGAUUUGCUGCUUGGAUGGAGGCCAGGCCUGAGCUCGGCCACCUCUGUGAUAACCUAAGGCUUGAUAAAUGAUACGGUUCUUUUGUAUGCAUGUAAGAGGUCUUAAGAGAGGUAAAGCUGCAUUAAUUCUUGUACAUUUGAACCAUACAGUAAUAUAGAAAAAACUUUCUCAAGUAUUAUCAUUGUAUUCUCUGUGAAGACCCUAUGCCCAUAUUUUUUCCCCCCUUGUUCUAAGGUUACCAACAUACUUCUCAUGUAAAGGGAACUAAGCUCUUAUUCCUAUGCAGUGCCAGAGUUUGUAGAUUGUA